ACAAAUCACGCCCAAGAUUCCUCCCGAACAAGUCCCGAACAACCAUCGUUUCCUCCUGUUUCUUUAUAAUUGGAAUUGUGACCUUCAGAAUUCUCCCCUGCAAAUGAUGGAAAUGGUCACGCUCGAUGAAGAACAAACCAAGAUUGUGCAUAAUCAAUUGGCAGUCCUCCUGGAGAAGCGCCAGUAUCCGAAAACCAUCUGCCCCUCCGAAGUCGCCCGAGCAUUCACACAGCAGGAAUUGGAUGCUCUCGGAGCCCGAACCUGGAGAGAUACCAUGCACAAUAUACGUCAAUUGAUUUGGGAGAUGCGGAAUGACGGAGCAGUUGAAGUCCUUCAGAAGGGGGAGAUCUUGUCAGAUGAAACAAUGACACUAGAAGAUGUUCAUGGCCCGAUCCGGGUUCGUGCCAAACAGAUUGACGAGCAGCGGUGAGAUCUUGGGAUUCGUCCAAGAAUGCCCAGAAUGCAACCCGAUUAGGCUAUUACAAGCAAUAAUUAAGUACUUUCUAAUGAUAUGUGUAUG
Aaosphaeria arxii CBS 175.79 is the source of this 520-nucleotide messenger RNA. RefSeq lists its product as uncharacterized. Lineage: Eukaryota; Fungi; Ascomycota; Dothideomycetes; Pleosporales. The coding region runs from base 107 to 430 and encodes 107 amino acids. The transcript has a single exon. The record is from RefSeq and is a predicted model, not a curated record.